CUGUUAUUAAUUUGACAACAAAAAAAGUUUUUAAAUUAAAGACACACGUGCGAGAGCAUGGCAAAUCCAAAGAAAACCGCGGAAAAUGUGGAAAAACGAAAAUUACUAUGUUCCCAGGACCUGAAAUUCGUACGGGCAUUAGCCGGAAACGAGCAGAAAAUUCGCGAUCGCGCACUGAAAAACCUAAGAGAGUGGCUGCCCCAACGAAGCAUGCAAUUGCCGUUCGAGCAAGAGGACCUUCUACGCAUAUGGAAGGGCCUCUUCACGACGAUGUGGAUGUCUGACAAGCCGUUAGUGCAGGAGGAGUGCGCCGAGAGCAUAGCCAACUUGAUUCAUCACGUCGACGCGGAUUCCGCAUUGCUGUUCUUUAAAUGCGGAUUAACGACGAUGGCGAUCGAGUGGUUCGGCAUUGAUCAGUGGCGGUUAGACAAAUUCCUAAUGCUUGUACGACGAAUGUUACGGCACUGCUUUCAGUUUUUGAAAAGCACCGAAUGGAACAUGAACGAAAUCGAGUCGUUUAAUCGGGUGCUCGAGGACACUCUUCUGAAGACUAGCGGCUCGAGCUUUACCGGUUUGACCAUGCAUUUUACCGAGAUUUUCUUGGAGGAGCUAGCGAAGGUGUCCAAUGGAAAAAUUACGCAAGAAAACCUACUCGAAUUUUUAAAGCCGUUCGCGAAGCAUCUCGCAUCCCUCCACAAUGUGGGGCACAUUAGGCAUCUCACCAAGUGCAUUUUCGACCAUUUAAUGCAACAGUCGGACGCCGGUUUUGAGUACGAGGCGAGAUUUAGCGAAUGGAAACGACAAGGUUUUCCUGGUGGCAGUCUGGAUGCGAUGGAACGAAUGGAAAUUGACUUGGAUGACGAGGAGGAGGAGGACGAUGACGACGAGGAGCCCGAGGUUCUGGAUCCGAGAGCGGGCCAUGUCGAUGUUGUGUUGCCUCAGUUAAAAUUCGACCCCUCGGAGAUCUGCGAGCUGUUAAAUCAGCAUAAAUUGACAAAGCAGUCGACAAAGAAUGGAAGAAAAGCCAUUGCGGAAUUGUGUCAGAAAUUUGCACAACUGACGGAAGGAGAUUAUCCGCUUGGUAUAAAGGAAGUUCCCUUGCCGGAAAAAAAGGACUUCUUCAGUAUAAACAAGUCCUUGGACAGUUUAAGUCAGUUCGAGCGUCAACUUCGCGCGGAGAAGAAGAAACUUUUCAGCAGCGAACGGGUUCAGAACGGCGACAUUGCAUCCGAUGACGUCAUUAGUCCAGUUAAAUUACGCUCGGGCGCCACGAUCAACGGAGGCAUCUUCGCCGACAAACUGAAGCGGUUUAUAAAGAAGAGCGAGGGCAGAAUAAAAAAGCGGAAACUACUGAAAACGAGAAAACGCGCGAAGCACGACGCGCUCUGGGCGUACGAGAACGCGUUCGUGAGAAACUCGGGCCUGUGGGAGGUGCACAGAUUCAACUCGCCCAUGUCCGAAUCGCCACUACCGGUAAAAACGGGAUCGUCGACGAAGUUCGCCGAGAGCGAGAUAGUCGCGCGACCGGCGAAACCGAAACGCCAGACGCUCACGGCGAAGAACGAGAAAAAAGUGCGAAUCGCGCUGAAACUGAAUCAGUCGCAGGAGAUUCACGAGCACGUAGCGCAAUUGAAAAGCUCGCCCGGCAUCCCGUACGACGCGAAUAGGUUGCCCGAGAAGCCGCUGCUAAAACCGAACGCCAUUAAAAGUCCGAUUAAUCCAUUCUAUAAGAGGAAGAUGAAGUUUUAAUUCUAUUGUUUAUAAUACUAAUUAAUAAAACGUUUAAUUUGUAA
Messenger RNA from Photinus pyralis (common eastern firefly), 1793 nucleotides. RefSeq names its product ribosomal RNA processing protein 1 homolog (gene Nnp-1). Lineage: Eukaryota; Metazoa; Arthropoda; Insecta; Coleoptera; Lampyridae. Gene Ontology annotation, cellular component: preribosome, large subunit precursor; preribosome, small subunit precursor; nucleus. The transcript is spliced from 6 exons. Gene Ontology annotation, biological process: rRNA processing. Bases 58 to 1749 code for a protein of 563 amino acids. The record is from RefSeq and is a predicted model, not a curated record.